AUGACCCAUAUUAGAGCUGCAUCGUCUUUGGAAAGUACUCCAAUAAAUGCAAACAAGAAACCAAAACUAACGUCUCAUGAGCUCAGUGAGUUAGCUGAUAUGCUUUCCGAUUCCGAUGACUGGGAUGGUAAUAUCCAACCAAAUGUCCAUAGCCCUCUUGCAAAUCGUGUCAGACAAGUGGUGCCGUCCAGUUUCGUCAUUCCACAACCGGAGGGAAAGAAACCAGGUUGGACUGGUGAAAAGAUUUCGGAUAGUGUCAUAGAGCUUUUAGAUUCAGAUAGUUCUACGACGUCACUUAACGUUGUUGUAGAGAAUGCUCCAACUUUUUCCAAUGACGUAAAAGUAGAAGAUAUGCUGGAAGCAUCCUUAAGAGAGAGUAGACCACAUUUUGAACAGUCAAGUUUUAAUUAUGGAUCAAUACCGGACAAAAUCAGCAUUCCUACCAACAAGGGAUCUCCAUUAAAUAACAACAUUUCAAGCAAUGAAGUUAACAACAGUGCUCUCUCUGAUGAAAGAAGUAUUGAAAUUUUACAAGAACAGUCAAAAUUGACAUUUGGCAAUAAAUUCACUUUACUUACCCAAGCACCCACAUUUACGAACUCUGACGAUAUAGAUGAGAGACCAAAACUGCCGCCAAAUGUCAAAGUCAAGAUUCCCAUCCGUCUUAGUAGGGAGCAAGAGCAUAUAAUUGAUUUGGCUGAAAAAGGGUACAAUAUUUUUUAUACAGGUAGUGCAGGUACAGGUAAAUCUGUUUUGCUGAAAGAGAUGAUUAAACGCCUUAAAAGUAAAUAUGGUGCUGAAGAAGUAGCAGUUACAGCUUCUACCGGUCUGGCAGCAUGUAACAUUGGUGGGUUUACAAUCCAUUCUUUUUCAGGCGUUGGAUUAGCUAAAGGUGACGCAGAUAGAUUAUAUAAGAAAGUUCGAAGAUCGAGAAAACAUCUUAAACGUUGGGAAAAUAUUAGCGCUUUGGUUGUAGAUGAAAUUUCCAUGAUUGAUGCAGAAUUGCUCGACAAACUAGACUACAUUGCCCAGAGGAUAAGGAAAAAUCACUCCCCAUUUGGCGGUAUUCAAUUAAUUCUUUGUGGAGAUUUCUUCCAAUUACCACCUGUAUCCAAAGAUCCAGAAAACCCAACAAAAUUUGCCUUCGAAUCAAAGGCAUGGAAAACAGGUAUUCAAUUAACUAUCAUGUUACAAAGAGUGUUCAGACAACAAGGUGAUACCAAAUUUAUUGAGAUGCUCAAUAAAAUGAGGCUCGGACAGAUCGAUGAGGAUACGGAAAGAGAAUUUAAGAAGCUUAGUCGACCAUUACCAAACGAUGAAAUUAUCCCCGCCGAACUGUACAGUACUAGAAAUGAGGUUGAUAGAGCCAAUAGCGCUCGCUUAACUCGUCUCCCUGGUAAGGUUCAUACUUUCAAUGCUAUCGAUGGUGGUUCUUUAGAAGACCAAGAACUCAAGGAAAAAUUGCUUCAGAAUUUUUUAGCACCCAAGCAGCUUCAUUUAAAAGUUGGUGCUCAAGUGAUGAUGAUCAAGAAUAUAGAUGCCAAAUUAGUGAACGGUUCCUUGGGGAAAGUUAUUGAUUUUAUCGAUGCAGACACUUAUAUGUUUUAUAACAACUUAAUAUCCAAUCCGAGACAUCCCGUAAAGGACCUAGAGAGAAUGGUUCAUAACCCCUCCUAUUUGCAUGAACUCAAAGAGAUGAUGACAGAUGAAGAAGAAGCAAAUCAAAAGAGACAAAAAUUGGUUAAAGAUAAAUUUUGUCAAACUGAGCCAGAGAAUUCUAUGGAACCCCUAGGAUCCAGUAUCUUUGAAUUCUUGGAUAAGGAACUAGGUAGUGACCCCGAGGUGAAACAAAAUUUGGCCAGAAAGAAAGCUCUGUUGAGACAAUUACAUAAUAAUUCAUCUGGAAGAAGACUGCCUUUAGUUCGUUUCAAAACUUCAGACUUGGCCACUAGAACAGUCCUGGUAGAGCCCGAAGAUUGGGCUAUAGAAGACGAACAUGAAAAACCUAUUGUCUCUAGAAUCCAGCUCCCUCUCAUGUUAGCAUGGUCAUUAUCGAUUCACAAAUCACAAGGCCAAACUUUACCGAAAGUAAAAGUUGAUCUCAGGAGAAUCUUUGAAAAAGGUCAAGCAUAUGUGGCUCUCUCAAGAGCAGUUUCAAGAGAGGGACUACAAGUUUUAAACUUUGACAAAAAUAGAAUCGGCGCGCACCAGAAGGUGAUAGAUUUUUACAUGACACUAGUCUCUGCAGAACAUGCUUUGAAACAAGCUGAUAUUAAAUGUGCAGAAACCACUGUCAAACCUAUAUCCGAAUCGCGGUUUGCACCGAAGACGACAAGAGCUGAUAGAAUCAUUAGUGGGAAUAGAACUAAUAGACAGCUGCCACUUCUCGACAUAAAAAACAUGCUGUUGAAACGCAAAGAUUCCCCAACAAACCCAGAAGAUACACCCUUUACUCAGGAACAAUCAUUAUAA
Molecule: messenger RNA, 2472 nt
Organism: Kazachstania africana CBS 2517
Lineage: Eukaryota; Fungi; Ascomycota; Saccharomycetes; Saccharomycetales; Saccharomycetaceae
Gene: PIF1
Product: DNA helicase PIF1
Exons: 1
Coding region: 1-2472 (823 amino acids)
Biological process (GO): telomere maintenance; DNA repair
Molecular function (GO): ATP hydrolysis activity; DNA helicase activity
Source: RefSeq, a predicted model, not a curated record